Polyodon spathula (Mississippi paddlefish) is the source of this 1019-nucleotide messenger RNA. RefSeq names its product lymphocyte antigen 6 family member pge (gene ly6pge). The transcript has 3 exons. The record is from RefSeq and is a predicted model, not a curated record. Bases 9 to 371 code for a protein of 120 amino acids. NCBI's taxonomy places the organism in Eukaryota, Metazoa, Chordata, Actinopteri, Acipenseriformes, Polyodontidae.
GCAACAUCAUGAGAGCUGCCUGCUGCUUUCUUCUCUGUGCACUUCUAGUUCUGCAAAGUGAAGCAUUGCGUUGCUUUACCUGCGUAGGGUCCAGCGAUGAGGACUGCAACCAGCAGGGAUCCCAGCAGUGUCCCAGCUACUCCGAUGCCUGUGCCAUCAUCAGAGGACAAGCCAGUGGCGUCAUGAAGUCGUGCUCGUACAGGCCGUUCUGUGAGCAGGCCCGGCAGGAGGGCUCCAAGGCACCGGGGGUCCGAGUCCAGUGCUGUUUCUCAGAUGACUGCAACAGCAAGAGCCAGGCUGCCAGUCACAUUCUCAGUACCAGCUUCCUCCCCCUCCUGGCACUUUUGGUACUACGCUGCCUGCUUUUUUGAGCCCAGAGCUCAUCUCCGUUCACUUCACAAAUCUUUUUGAUUAAAUUUUAGAUAUAGAUAGAAUAUAUUUUCUUGGCCCUGCUAUUUAUUUACAUAUAUGAGAUAUAUUCUGAAAUAUAUCCUUCACACAUUUUUAGCUUGUGUUUAGAAUAUAUUUAAAAUAAAUAAAAUUGAUUAUUUUAGAUAUAUUUUAGAGAUAGAACUAUGAUUGAUAUCCUUUUUAAAAGGUUGUCGCAUCAAAUGUAGCAAUGAAACAUAUAUGUUAAAAGUAAAGAGCUUUGUUCAAAUUCAUUACAAAUCAUAGCAAAACAGUAUACCAGUAUACAUAUCUAGAUUUUAAUGAGCAAUCUGUCCCACAUAGGUGCAGCUGUACCCCAAAUAUUAUUCCUGUACCCCCCUGGCUGGGUGGGCUGUUUGUUGUGUGUAAUGCCGUUCCUCUUGCUACUUGUGAUACUGGCAAAUAAAAUGUAAUUUAGCUUUUAUCUGUUCAUUUUGCAGUUUCCUUUUUUUGGGGUGACACUGCAUUAAAAUGCAUUGCCGUUUCCUUUCUUUUAGGAGUGACGCUGCAUUAAAAUGCAUUGCCUUUUCCUUUCUUUUAAGGGUGACUCUAUUAACCACUUAAACUCCAGAUGUAAAAAUGAAACCCCU